GUACAUGACCGACACCGACUAAUCAGAGCCAGGCUCGACGAGGCUUUGUCUGCACACCGCGCGCGGGGCCGCUUCUCCCGCCUCCCAGCCCCGGCGCACGCGCGCCCCGCCCUGCCCGCCUUCUCUCCCGCGCCCUCCCCGCUUCUUUCUCCCUCUCAGAGCCUUCCUGCUGCCGCGUUCGGACCUCGCUGCUGCAGCCUCCGGGGCACGUCCCAUCCUAUCAGCCUGCGACUAGCAAAGAAAACUACAUAUAUUUUUUUUGCCCCAUACAUACUUUGAGGCCAGCAAAAAAAAUUACAAUAAAUUUUAACCAUGAGGGAAAUCGUGCACAUCCAGGCCGGUCAGUGUGGCAACCAGAUCGGUGCCAAGUUCUGGGAGGUGAUCAGUGAUGAACACGGCAUCGACCCCACCGGUACCUACCACGGGGACAGCGACCUGCAGCUGGACCGGAUCUCCGUGUACUACAAUGAAGCCACAGGUGGCAAGUAUGUUCCUCGUGCUAUCCUGGUGGAUCUAGAACCUGGGACCAUGGACUCUGUUCGCUCGGGUCCUUUUGGCCAGAUCUUCAGACCAGACAACUUUGUUUUUGGUCAGUCAGGGGCAGGCAACAACUGGGCCAAGGGCCACUAUACAGAAGGGGCCGAGCUGGUUGAUUCCGUCCUGGAUGUGGUGCGGAAGGAGGCGGAGAGCUGUGACUGCCUGCAGGGUUUCCAGCUGACCCACUCGUUGGGCGGGGGCACAGGCUCUGGAAUGGGCACUCUCCUUAUCAGCAAGAUCCGAGAAGAGUAUCCUGACCGUAUCAUGAACACCUUCAGUGUGGUGCCCUCACCCAAAGUGUCCGACACUGUGGUUGAGCCCUACAACGCCACCCUCUCCGUCCAUCAGCUGGUAGAAAACACUGAUGAGACCUACUGCAUUGACAACGAGGCCCUUUAUGACAUCUGCUUCCGCACCCUCAAGCUGACCACGCCGACGUACGGGGACCUGAACCAUCUUGUCUCAGCUACCAUGAGUGGUGUCACCACCUGCCUCCGCUUCCCUGGCCAGCUCAAUGCUGACCUCCGCAAGCUGGCAGUCAACAUGGUGCCCUUCCCACGUCUCCACUUCUUCAUGCCUGGCUUUGCCCCUCUCACCAGCCGUGGAAGCCAGCAGUAUCGGGCUCUCACUGUGCCCGAACUCACUCAGCAGGUCUUCGAUGCCAAGAACAUGAUGGCUGCCUGCGACCCCCGCCACGGCCGGUACCUCACUGUGGCUGCUGUCUUCCGUGGACGGAUGUCCAUGAAGGAGGUAGAUGAGCAGAUGCUCAACGUGCAGAACAAGAACAGCAGCUACUUUGUGGAGUGGAUCCCCAACAAUGUCAAGACGGCUGUCUGCGACAUCCCACCUCGUGGCCUCAAGAUGGCGGUCACCUUCAUCGGCAACAGCACAGCCAUCCAGGAGCUGUUCAAGCGCAUCUCAGAGCAGUUUACGGCCAUGUUCCGCCGGAAGGCCUUCCUCCACUGGUAUACAGGCGAGGGCAUGGACGAGAUGGAGUUCACCGAGGCUGAGAGCAACAUGAACGACCUCGUCUCUGAGUAUCAGCAGUACCAGGAUGCCACCGCGGAAGAGGAGGAGGAUUUCGGUGAGGAGGCCGAAGAGGAGGCCUAAGGCAUAGCCCCCCUCACCUCAGGCUUCCAGCCCCCUCAGCCUUCUUCCUCAACUACCCCUUUCCUCUCCCUCAGAAUUUGUGUUUGCUGCCUCUUUUUUUUUUUCUUUUAGGGGGGUCUAGAACAGUGCCCGGCACAUAGUAGGCGCUCAAUAAAUACUUGUUUGUUGAA
This is a messenger RNA of Propithecus coquereli (Coquerel's sifaka), 1817 nucleotides long. It is a transcript of the gene TUBB, whose product is annotated as tubulin, beta class I. Lineage: Eukaryota; Metazoa; Chordata; Mammalia; Primates; Indriidae. Bases 313 to 1647 code for a protein of 444 amino acids. The transcript is spliced from 4 exons. The record is from RefSeq and is a predicted model, not a curated record. Gene Ontology annotation, biological process: mitotic cell cycle; microtubule cytoskeleton organization. Gene Ontology annotation, molecular function: GTPase activity; GTP binding; structural constituent of cytoskeleton. Gene Ontology annotation, cellular component: microtubule; cytoplasm.